AUGUCCAGUCGUGCUUUUAAAAGAGCUGUAAAUAAAGAAGAUUCACUUUCUUUAAAACAUGUAAAUGAUGAUUCUGAAGAAAUUAUCGAUGAUUCAGAUCAAGAACGUCCGAAAAAAAAUUUAUUUGAUUUACUAAAUGAAGGAAAUGAAGAGAAUGAAGACGUUGAUCAAAAUUCUGAAAAUGAAAAUAUGACUGAAAAGCUCAAAAGAUUCAUCCUCAUCAGUGAGUGUGCUACGACCAAAGAUUCGGAUAAAAAGACUAAAUCAGGAAAGAAAGUUGAAGAAAUGAAUGACUCAGAAUUGGAAUCUUUAAUUCGAGAAGUUUCAGAAAAAUUUGGUGAUUCAUCACUGCAAUUAAAAGAUGAAUCUGCCGUUAAUAAUAGUUCUUCAUCUCCUGCUCCAUCAAAUAUUUCAUUUCUGGUUGUUGACACUCGUUUAUUAGACGAUGAUGGAGAAAUGAGAAGAAUGUUUUCUUCUGUAGUUGUUGAUAGAGAGAUUCGUGGUCGAAAUUAUGCACGAACUGUUAAAAAGACUGCACUGGCAAAACCAAGACAAAAUUGGCCUCCUAUCAUAAAGUGUGGUCUUGGAAUGGAAUUAUUAGAGGAGAAAGAUGGAAUUCUUUAUUUCACUUUCACUCAUUCUCUGCAAUAUCAAUCUAUCCAGAUGUCUUUUAUACAGUGUGUAGCUACUCAUGACCCAAAUACGAUCUAUGCUCUUUUACGAGAUAAUCCAUAUCAUAUAGAUUCAUUAUUACAAAUGAGUGAGAUUUACAAAAUGUCUAGUGAUCUAGUGAUGGCACAAGAAUUUCUGGAACGUGCAUUGUACGCAUUUGAAAGAAAUUUUCAUAUAAAAUUUAAUAUAACGAGAGGAACUUCUCGAAUGAGUUAUAAACGUUAUGAAAAUAGGGCAUUUUUCCUUGCUCUAUUUCGUCACGUACAAUCAUUAUCUCGUCGUGGAUGCUGGCAAACAUCCUUUGAGUUCUCUAAAUUAUUACUUUCUUUGGAUCCGAUAAAUGAUCCUUUAUGUGCGUUACGUUUUAUUGAUUAUAUUGGAUUAAAGGCUCGUCAAUAUUCAUAUGUGUUAUCUAUGGCAAAUGAGUGGAGUCAUCAUGAUUUAAAAAAUUGGCCAAAUUUUGCUUAUUCUGCUGCAUUGGCUCAAUUUCAAUUGGAGUUACAAAUUGAUAAUAAGAAUCCCAUACAUGAUGUCAGCACGGCAAUGUUGGAAAGAGCUAUUCUUUAUUUUCCUACAAUGAUUCUACCAUUGGCUGAAAAAUGUGAUAUUCAACUUGAUUCUAAUGUUGCUGAGGAUCCAUUUUUUCUAGAAACACCAACUUCAGACUAUUUGGACUUAUUGAUAGAUCUUUAUGUGGAUCAAGCUUCGCCAUUAUGGGCACAACCUGAAGUUAUUAGUUGGCUCCAAACAGCGCUAUGUAAUGUAUUUGUGAAGCAACAAAUUCCAUCUUAUAAAGCUUGUAUGGCACAUGAUGAAUUUAAUGAAGCUUUUGGACAUGGAAAAAAUAUCAGAGAAAAUUUAUUCAAUGGUCCAGCUCCUCAACUACCGGAAAUAGCGAAUAGAGAGAUUAAUUUAUAUGAUCCAUUACCUCCAUCUGAUGGUAUUAGCCCUUAUGUAAAUACAUCAUCAACUUUUACACGUAUUGCAGAUUUUGAAAACGUUCUCGCGGAUGAUUUACGCACAUUUUUGGAUAGAGUACCUAAUGGAAAUGUUCGUAUGCUUGCUGAGCGUAUACAUCAAAUAGCUGAUGUUACAAAUUUACAAGCUGCUGCAGAAAGAUUGAUUGGAUUACUUGUAGGAACUCAUGAUAACGAUGAUAAUGGUGAAAAUUUACCAGCGCAGGAUCAAGAACUAAUUAUGCCUGGAGGAUUUCCUCGUGAUAAUGAUAAUACCGAAUCUAAUCAAGAACCUAAUCAAGAACCUAAUCAGGAAUCUAAUCAAGAACCUAGUCAAGAACCUAAUGAAUCAGAAAAUGUAGAUGCAUCGGCUGCACAAAUAGAUAAUCAUGAUAACGAGACACAUGAAGAUUAUUAUUCUACUAAAGAGACUGCAUGGUUACAUUAUUAUGAAAAAUAUGUCUGUUAUGUGACCAUGCAGUGA
Messenger RNA from Dentiscutata erythropus, 2112 nucleotides. The record is from the annotation of a GenBank genome assembly. NCBI's taxonomy places the organism in Eukaryota, Fungi, Glomeromycota, Glomeromycetes, Diversisporales, Gigasporaceae.